GUCAGCUGUGUCGACACCUCACUCUUCUCUGCCCUCUUUCCAAACGACCUUCGAGACCGUAGCCGGCGGGUUCCUCCCCUUGUGCCGUGCUGACGAUAGAUGAACUUGUACCUGGUGCACAACGAUCCAGAGCGGACGACACUCGUCUCCUCCAACGGGGUGGCGCAGUACCAGGUGCGGACGAUACAGAAGUCCCUGCUGAGCGGGUCAGCGGUGUCGACGAUCAUCCGACCGGCCCCGACGGCGAGGGAGAGCAUCGUCGCAGAGAUCGAGUGGAGGGCAUGGGGCAAAAGGCCGAUUGUCCGGAGCAACGUGUUCGACGGGACUGCCCAGGAGCUGCCUGUGGACGAGCUGCUCUUCAAGUCGUCAUCGACGAAAUUCAGCGCUCUUCGAGAUCUCUGCCACAACAAGCGAUAUUUCCUCGGGAACGACGAUCAUGUUUAUUGCUGGCGGGUGGUCAAGGGCAUUGGCUCCGUACUUACUUGUAAGAAGACUGGAGAAGAGGUCGCACGUUUCACAGAAGACGUCGUCGAGGAGGGUUUCUUCCGACGCCAGAAGAAAUGGUUCCUGCAAAUACAGCCGUCGACGCUCGAUAUUGACAUGGUCGUCAUCACGUUCAUCAUCAUGGAGAAGAGACGCAGGGACAAAGUGACGGACCCUCUCGCAGUGCGCGUGCUGGAGCACGAUGAGGAUCCUGGAGAAGGUGGUGGGAUCGAGGGCUGAGGGAGUGGGAUAGGCGGAUUCCUUGAGUGCAUUUCUUUUGGGUUUUAUGUUGGGUCAUCAUCCGGGUUUGGGGGACUUUCAUCAUCAGGGACUGGAAGGAUUCGUUUGUUGGGUUUCUUGUAGUGUUUGGCUGAACUCACAUCGUAACUGGGCAGUGCAUGAAUACACGGAGUACGAACCAGACAUACCAGCUAUCGUCGUGACCGAGGAGGUACUCGAGGCAUGUGACCGCGACGCGCGUCGAUACAUGACGCGUGA
Rhodofomes roseus is the source of this 981-nucleotide messenger RNA. RefSeq lists its product as uncharacterized. The transcript is spliced from 3 exons. The record is from RefSeq and is a predicted model, not a curated record. Lineage: Eukaryota; Fungi; Basidiomycota; Agaricomycetes; Polyporales; Fomitopsidaceae. The coding region runs from base 100 to 723 and encodes 207 amino acids.